AUGACCGGAAGACCGCAAGAGACUUCUCUGUCGCCUAUUUACAUCGUUGGUCAACAGAUUGAUGCACGCCAAGUACCAGGUCAAGGAGGACCGCCAAGUUCGUCUUUCGAUGUCUCCGAAAUCGUCAAGUGCCACGACGUCAAGUACCCUGUGGAUGCGCCAAGUGCCACGACGCCGCAUAAAUUUCUUCUUGAACGUGUACGACUACGUGGAUUCGUCAAGACCCUCGUGUACGACUACACCCGAUGA
Triticum turgidum subsp. durum (durum wheat) is the source of this 249-nucleotide messenger RNA. The record is from the annotation of a GenBank genome assembly. Lineage: Eukaryota; Viridiplantae; Streptophyta; Magnoliopsida; Poales; Poaceae.